GAGAGGGAGUGCCUUCGAAUGACAGUCAUGAGGUUGAAGCUCCAUGAGGCAAGAUUACCCUUUGCAGAAGAGGCUGUGUGUGAGUGUGUGUGUGUGAGUGCUGUGUGUAUGCACACACAAGGCACUAGGACCUAGGAGGCGUCCCGGCAAAUCUGGCAGGAAUUUUUUGCUUGGAGCUCAGACAACAAAGGCAGAGUGUGGCUGGCUUUCUCUCCCACAGCAUCUCCACCCAGAGAGCUGAAAACCGCUUCACAUCUCUAGGGCUCACCGAGCUAUGGAACUUGAUUUUGGACACUUUGACGAAAGAGACAAGGCGUCCAGAAACAUGCGAGGCUCCCGUAUGAAUGGCCUGCCAAGCCCCACUCACAGUGCCCACUGCAGCUUCUACCGCACUCGGACCUUACAAGCCCUGAGCAAUGAAAAGAAAGCCAAGAAGGUGCGCUUCUAUCGCAACGGGGACCGCUACUUCAAGGGGAUUGUGUACGCCGUCUCCGGCGACCGUUUCCGGAGCUUCGACGCCUUGCUGGCGGACCUGACCCGGUCUCUGUCUGAUAACAUUAACCUGCCUCAGGGAGUUCGCUACAUUUACUCCAUCGAUGGCGGCAGAAAGAUUGGGAGCAUGGAUGAACUGGAAGAAGGUGAAAGCUACGUAUGUUCCUCGGACAACUUUUUUAAGAAAGUGGAGUACACCAAGAACGUCAACCCUAACUGGUCUGUCAAUGUGAAAACCUCGGCCAACAUGAAGGCGCCCCAGUCCUUGGCCAGCAGCAACAGCGCCCAGGCCAGAGAGAACAAAGAUUUCGUGCGGCCCAAGCUGGUGACCAUCAUCCGAAGCGGCGUGAAGCCGAGAAAGGCCGUCCGCGUGCUCCUGAAUAAGAAGACGGCACAUUCAUUUGAGCAGGUGCUCACUGACAUCACAGAAGCCAUAAAGCUGGAAACAGGCGUGGUCAAAAAACUCUACACCUUGGAUGGAAAGCAGGUGACCUGUCUCCACGAUUUCUUUGGGGACGAUGACGUGUUCAUUGCCUGUGGUCCAGAAAAAUUCCGCUAUGCACAGGAUGACUUUUCCCUGGAUGAAAACGAGUGCCGAGUAAUGAAAGCAAACCCUCCAACUACUCCAGGCAGCAAGUCAUCUCCAACUCCACAGAAGAGUUCGGCAAAGAGCCCCGCUCCUGUUCGCCGGAGCAAGUCCCCAGCUGAUUCAGGUAACCAUCAGGAUGCAAAUGGAACAUCAAGCAGCCAACUGUCCACACCCAAAUCGAAGCAGUCCCCCAUCUCCACACCAACCAGCCCAGGGAGCCUCCGUAAGCACAAGGACUUGUACCUGCCUCUAUCCUUGGAUGACUCCGAUUCCCUUGGGGACUCCAUGUAAAGGAACCCCGUUCCCUGUGUCCGUAGUACACACUCUGUUUUAGAUACCGCAAGCAGUACUUCUGCCAAAAUGAAGCAGAGAGGUCACUGGUGCUUGCAAACCAAUCCAAGGACACAAAAGUUAUGUCUUUCUUUAUUGUUAUUAUUUUUCCUUUUCCUCCUGCGAUUUUUCUCCUGUGUGCCACAAAGUCAACAUCUCUCCACUGAUGGAGGUAAAGGGAUGCCAACCAUCUGAGUAACUUCAUAGGAAAGGCAGUGACCAUUGUGGGUGAGAGGAAGCCAGUGGGUUCACGAUCCCAUGCGCUUCCCACAUCUUCCUCCACAUCUCUUCUUUUACUCUAGAUGGCUUUAGACCCAGUAGCGUUUUCCUUUUUACAAGUGUCCCUUUAACCAAUGUCAUAAUUCUGUCUGACGGUCAAGAGGGAAACAGGUCUAGCCACCAGCACAUUUUCUAAAUAUCAAUGGAUACCAGCAACCCUGCAAAAAAACCCAAGCCUGUUUCCAAAGUGGUGCCCCCAAAUUUAACACUUGUCCCCUGACCUUAAUUUAUUUAAUAGAGAUAAACCCAUUACUUGGAUAACACUUGUCUUACGUUGUCUGCGCAAGGAGCAUUGGAGCAUAUGAAAGACAUUUAAAAAGCUGAGUGUCAUAAUGUUACUCAGUCUAAACUGGGCCCUGGGGCACAUUUUAAUACUACACCAGGACAGAUUAACUGUCUGGGAUUUUAACAAGGGUGUAUAUAUAUAAGACUGGUAGUAAAAGCCAAUCUGGUUAAUAUGAAGUUACUUGAGUCACCGGAUGGUAUCUCUCUAUCUCUGCGGAAAUGGUUAAUGCCUUGUAAACAGCCAACACUGAAACACUGUGAGCAUUUUGCUUUCAGCUCUCUUCACCCCUCCAGGUUCUCCUUCUUCUUUUUUAAUAGCAAACAAAAAAAAAUCACUACACUUUUAUAGAGGGAAGCAAAUACUUUUAGAAAAGAGUCAGUAUUUCAGGCUCCUUUUUUUAGAAAAAGAAAAGCUGGUGACUUUCUUUUGCUUAAAAGAAAAACAACCCCAAAUUUAAAUACAUACAAAAAAAAAAAAGUCAUUCCAAUAAAUUGUUAUGAAGCCACUGCCAAAACGACGCCAGGAUGACUGAACCAACAGGGAA
Sceloporus undulatus (fence lizard) is the source of this 2520-nucleotide messenger RNA. RefSeq names its product doublecortin (gene DCX). The coding region runs from base 275 to 1372 and encodes 365 amino acids. NCBI's taxonomy places the organism in Eukaryota, Metazoa, Chordata, Lepidosauria, Squamata, Phrynosomatidae. Gene Ontology annotation, cellular component: neuron projection; axoneme. Gene Ontology annotation, biological process: neuron migration; intracellular signal transduction; retina development in camera-type eye. Gene Ontology annotation, molecular function: microtubule binding. The record is from RefSeq and is a predicted model, not a curated record. The transcript has 7 exons.